Molecule: messenger RNA, 741 nt
Organism: Acanthosepion pharaonis
Lineage: Eukaryota; Metazoa; Mollusca; Cephalopoda; Sepiida; Sepiidae
Source: the annotation of a GenBank genome assembly
AUGCUCUGGCUGUUACCAUUAAUUACAGCAGUUUGGAUCCUGGGGUCCUUUAUCAUCACUUAUGUCAUUGCUGUUGCCAAUGGGCGGGUGGAGCCAAAUUUUCCCUAUAUCAGUUACACAGCCAUCUAUGCACCUGAAAGGGCAAUUUUCUCCCAGUUGGUCAAUAUUGGUGCUGUCUUAUUGGGAUCCACUGCUUAUGUUCGCUAUAUUCAAGUCAAAGCUGAUUACCCACACAUGUCUACGAAGAUGAGAGGUUGCAACGUGGCCAGCCUUGUUUUGGGUAUGCUUUCUGCUCUUGGACUUAGUAUGGUGGCAAACUUUCAGGCAAAAAUAAUCCAAAUUCCACACUAUCUCGGUGCCUUCUUUGCCUUUGGUUUGGGAACCGUCUAUUGUUGGGUGCAAACGGUGAUAACAGGGAAAAUUUUCACUCGGGAUUUUAAUUACUCUCGUGGUGUUUUAAUCCUGCGUAUCUUCAUCAGUAUCUCUGUCACCAUUAUCUUGUUUAUAUUCACUGCCACAAAAAUUUUCUACAAAAAACACAAAUUCCCAGGAUCCAAAUGGAAUGUCCAUCGUGGUGUGUACUUAACAUCAACAAGCACAGAAUGGCUUUUGGCUAUUUGUAUUCUGCUUUAUGUACUGAGCUUCAUAGCUGAAUUUCGAAAUAUUCGGCUACGAUUUCCAGAAAUAGUGAGUACAGUAGAACGCUCCAAUACAAUGGAAACCAAUCACCAAUUGUCUUGA